Molecule: messenger RNA, 2506 nt
Organism: Durio zibethinus
Lineage: Eukaryota; Viridiplantae; Streptophyta; Magnoliopsida; Malvales; Malvaceae
Product: DELLA protein GAIP-like
Source: RefSeq, a predicted model, not a curated record
UAUAUUUUUAUCCGUUUGGCUGUGGUUGUUGUAGUUAUCCCUCUGUGGGUCAUUGGAGGUCGCGCCCAUCACGAGCGUUAUUUUCUCCCUUUGAUUCCUUUAAUUUUGAUUUUGAGUUUGUUUUUAUGUUUUUGGUCUGAACUCUGAUGAUGAAGUGGGAGUAGUAAUGAAAAACCAAGCAAAACCCUCCACUAUCCAAUGCUCAGAUUCGUCACCCAUUCAUCUCUUUUCUUUGGUUUUUGAGCAUCUUCACACAAAUCCAUAAUACCCACACCCAAAGGAAAGAAAAAAUUAUCCCAAAAUUAGGAAACUAAGAAGAAGAUCAAGAAAUUAACAAUCAUGAAAAGAGACCUUCAUCAUCUCCAAUCCAACCCAGACCCACCGACUGUAGGUAGCUCUUCGGUUUGCGGUGGUUCUACAACCGGAAAGACCAAGAUGUGGGAGGAAGAAGCCGCCCAACAAGACUGUGGAAUGGAUGAGCUUUUGGCGGUUCUUGGGUACAAGGUUAAAACUUCAGACAUGGCAGAAGUGGCUCAAAAGCUUGAGCAGUUAGAGGAAGUUAUGUGUAAUGUUCAAGAUGAUGGGAUUUCACAUCUUGCUUCUGAAACCGUUCAUUAUAAUCCUUCCGAUCUAUCCACUUGGCUUGAAAGCAUGCUCUGCGAGCUUAACCCUCCCUCCACUCCUGUUGUAGCUGCUGGAACGACGGCGGCGGCGGCGGCGGCUACGUUAGAUGAUUCAUUUCUUGCCCCGGCUGAGUCGUCAACUUUAACGACGUUGGAUUUCGGCAACAACAAUAAAAAACAUCAGAAAAGAGGGCAACAAAUCUUGGAGGAAGCUUCGUGUUCAGACUAUGAUCUCAAAGCAAUUCCGGGUAAGGCUAUUUAUUCUCAAAAAGCCCAAAGUCAAACCCACGAUUCGUCGUCUCCUUCUACUCAAAACAACGUUAAAUCUGAAAAACGCUUGAAAUCCUCAUCUGGGUCGCACUUGGAUAUCUUCCCUCCUGAUGCUUCAUAUGGAAUUUCGGCUGAGUCAACUCGUCCUGUAGUCCUGGUUGACUCACAAGAAAACGGAAUCCGGCUCGUCCAUACUUUGAUGGCAUGUGCAGAAGCUGUCCAGCAAAAGAAUUUUAGUCUGGCCGAAGCGUUGGUGAAACAAAUUGGGAUUUUAGCGAUUUCUCAAGCUGGGGCUAUGCGAAAAGUUGCUACGUGUUUUGCUGAAGCAUUAGCUCGAAGGAUUUAUAGAUUAUAUCCUCAAAACCCACUCGACCAUUCUUUAUCAGAUGUUCUUCACAUGCACUUUUAUGAGACUUGCCCUUAUCUGAAGUUCGCUCAUUUCACAGCUAACCAAGCUAUUCUAGAAGCUUUUGAAGGCAAAAAAAGGGUUCAUGUUAUCGAUUUUUCGAUGAAUCAGGGUAUGCAAUGGCCUGCUUUGAUGCAAGCUUUAGCAUUAAGAGUUGGUGGUCCACCGACUUUUAGAUUAACUGGGAUUGGACCUCCCAGCCAUGAUAACUCGGAUCACUUGCAAGAAGUUGGUUGGAAGUUGGCUCAGUUAGCUGAAAUGAUUCACGUUAAGUUUGAAUACCGUGGGUUCGUGGCUAAUUCUUUGGCUGAUUUGGAAGCUUCAAUGCUUGAUGUUAGACCGACUGAAGUUGAAGUCGUGGCUGUUAACUCAGUUUUUGAGUUACACAAAUUGUUGGCUCGGCCUGGUGCUAUUGACAAAGUUUUAUCUCUGGUGAAACGAAUGAAGCCUGAGAUUGUUACUAUUGUUGAGCAAGAAGCGAACCAUAACGGUCCGAUCUUCUUAGACCGGUUCACUGAGUCUUUACAUUAUUAUUCGACGCUAUUUGACUCGUUGGAGGGGUCGGUUAGUAGUCAGGAUAAGGUUAUGUCGGAGGCGUAUUUGGGAAAACAGAUUUGUAAUGUGGUGGCUUGUGAAGGGGUGGACCGAGUUGAGAGGCACGAGACGUUGACUCAGUGGAGAACUCGGUUGGUUUCGGCGGGGUUUGCACCAGUUCACUUGGGCUCUAAUGCGUUCAAGCAAGCUAGCAUGUUGUUGGCCUUGUUUGCCGGCGGAGAUGGGCAUGCAGUGGAGGAGAAUAACGGGUGUUUGAUGCUGGGAUGGCAUAACCGCCCACUAAUUACGACUUCUGCGUGGAAACUCGCUAACAAAAUAACAGCUUUUGCCCGCUGAGUUAGUUACUUGACUCAAUGAGUUAGGAGUAAAUUCAGUUUGGUACCUACCAAACCCUAUCUCGGUUGUUCACAAUGUUCUAUUCUGAGCUGGUGCCGUCCUGCCGGAUGAGACUGAGACCCUCCACUCCCAAUCUUGUCGACCCCUUUUUUAAUUUUUCUAAUUAUUCAGUCCAUUUUUUUUUUUAUUUUAAUUUUCAGGUUUUUUUUUGUUGGAAAUCUUUCGUAUUUUCAGGGUGAAUAAAAAAAAGUGUCAAUGUAUUCAUGUUUAUAUGUAUAAUAGCUUUGGUUUGAAAAAAAAAUGAGAACCCUUUUUA